AUGUCAAUGGAACGAUUGUAUCAAGAGACGUCCAGUAUCCUACAACAAGCACACUUUGCGAUGGGACGGCUAGAACGUGCUGCAAACGAACGAGAAGCCCAAGAGAUCGUCCAGUACAUCAGAGAACAACUUCGGAUUAUCGAUCAGAACUGGGACCAGUUGGGGAUUCUGGUCAACAAAGAAUCGGCGGCCCGGCGACAUAUUUUAAAAAACGACAGUCAAAACAUCCACUACGCUAUGACGUCCAUUUACUCGAAUCUCACUGCAAAAUGGAAGGCGGCUAGUGAACGAGAAGAGUUGCUUCACCAGAGAUUCCGGACUAACGAAUCUACUAGACUGACCUUGGAUGAUCAUGAGCUGCAGAUGAAUGAUCGACUUAAUUCCUCUAAUCGACAUGUUGACGAUUUGAUAAGUCAAGGAGUUGCUGUUCUUGAGAACCUUCGUUCACAGCAUAUGAAUUUGCGUGGAAUCAGAAGGAAAAUUCUGGAUAUUGGAGCAGCUUUAGGAUUAUCAAGUACAACCCUGCAGAUGAUAGAACGGAGAGUAUCAGAAGACUGGCUUAUCUUCGUUGUCGGUUGUAUUGUAACCCUGAUAUUUAUGUAUGCUUUUUAUCGAUUUUGGAAGGGAUAA
Angiostrongylus costaricensis is the source of this 630-nucleotide messenger RNA. NCBI's taxonomy places the organism in Eukaryota, Metazoa, Nematoda, Chromadorea, Rhabditida, Metastrongylidae. The record is from the annotation of a GenBank genome assembly.